Molecule: messenger RNA, 2445 nt
Organism: Tupaia belangeri chinensis (Chinese tree shrew)
Lineage: Eukaryota; Metazoa; Chordata; Mammalia; Scandentia; Tupaiidae
Product: putative serine/threonine-protein kinase SBK3
Exons: 4
Coding region: 1-1086 (361 amino acids)
Biological process (GO): protein phosphorylation
Molecular function (GO): protein serine/threonine kinase activity; ATP binding
Source: RefSeq, a predicted model, not a curated record
AUGGAGCUCAGGGACCCCGAGACCCCUGAGGAUGGGGACCCAGAGGAGGACACGGCCGGGGCCCUCCAGCGGCUGGUGGGGCUGCCGGCCCCCAGGGUGGCCACGCUGAGGAGCCUGUGCUCCCAGUACCGCCUCAUCCGGAAGCUGGGGUCGGGCUCCUACGGCAGGGGGCUGCUUGCCCAGCCUCGCCGAGGGGGUCCGGCUGUGGCUCUGAAGCUCCUUCGGCGGGACUCCGUCCUGAGGACCACCUUCCUGAGAGAGUUCUGUGUGGGCCGCUGCGUCUCCUCACAUCCAGGGCUGCUGCAGACUCUGGCGGGACCCCUGCAGACCCCCCGACAUUUUGCCUUCGCCCAGGAGUUCGCGCCCUAUGGGGACCUCAGCGGGAUGCUCCAGGAACGGGGCCUCCCAGAGCUGCUGGUGAAGCGAGUGGUGGCCCAGCUGGCCGGAGCCCUGGACUUCCUCCAUGGCCGGGGACUGGUCCACGCAGAUGUCAAGCCGGAUAAUGUGCUGGUCUUUGACCCCGCCUGCAGCCGGGUGGCCCUGGGUGACCUGGGUCUGACCCGGCCAGAGGGGAGCCCAACCCCAGCCCCACCAGUGCCACUGCCCUCUGCUCCACCAGAACUCUGCCUCCUGCUGCCACCUGCCACACUGCCCUUGCGGCCGGCGGUGGACUCCUGGGGCCUGGGGGUGCUUCUCUUUUGUGCAGCCACUGCCUGCUUCCCAUGGGAAGUGGCACUUGCCCCCGAUCCCGAGUUCGAGGCCUUUGCUGGCUGGGUGACCACCAGGCCCCAGCCGCCUCGUCCACCGCCACCCUGGAGCCAGUUUGCACCCUCAGCCCUGGCCUUGCUCCAGGGGCUUCUAGACUUGGAUCCAGAGACAAGAAGCCCACCACUCGCUGCCCUCGACUUCCUGGGGGACGACUGGGGGUUGGAAGGGGAUAGAGAGGGACCUGGAGCCUUGGGGAGUGUGUCCUAUGAGGAUGGGGAGGAGGGGGAAGAGGGAAGAUCAAGCUUAGAGGAGUGGACAGAUGACGAGGAGGAUGACAAAAGUGGCAGAAGGACAGGGACAGAUUGGGGAACUCCCUGACCAGGUGACAGAGACAGGUGGCCAAGGCCUGGGCCAAAGUCCCCUCCCCCUCCCCCCUAUGGCCACCUGGAUGGCAAGACAGCUGUUCCUGAGAGGACAGAGGGAAUGCAGUACACCUCUCCCUACAGCAGGCUGGCCUGGGGUAUGCAACUCCCCUCCCAGCACAGGGUCUAGGAGCCCAGGCCCCCAGCCUCUUCUGUCAAGGGCCCUUCCUCUUCCAUCUGUUCUCUUCUUGAAGGAGGACACUGUUUCCCCAUAGAUUGUUUCUGUACUGUGGGGUCGUGUUGAAUGCUGAGUUCCAGUGGGAUCGUUCUUCUCCUCUAAGACCUUGGAUGGCUCCCACCAUCCACAGCAAAAACUCUGAACUUUCAGGAUCUGACACCAUGUAAAUCUCACCCUCUCCCAUUUCUCUGGGUUCUGGAUGACACCGUGGGAAUCACUCAUCCGUUCUGGACCUAAAUCUACACACAAAACUGAAAUUCAGCCUCCUGUGCCCUCCACAGAGAGCAUCUUUCUCCACCCUGUGGCUCCCACCCCAGCUUUCUCUGGCCUCCUGGAAACUCAAAUCAAAUUGACUUGGAUCUUUUUUUGUCUCCCAUCACGGACUGUUCAGGGUUGACCUGGCCUUUUUCAUUUCUAGAUCCUUCCACAUUCUGCUCCUGUCUUCGUCCCACUAGAACUACUACAUUGUCUAUAGAAGCACUUGAGACUGGAUAAUGUAUAAAAAUAGAGGUUUAUUUGACUCACGAUUCCGGUGGCUGAAAAGUCCAUAGGCAUCUGGAAUGGUGGAGGGCAGAGCUCUGAGCAGAGCAGAGUGUGUUCUCAGGGCGCUCUGCCCUACUACCCCAUCCCACAAUAAUCGCAUCAAGCUUGCAGCCUCUUAAUCCCAUCACAAUGGCUCAACACAGCAUCUGGUGACAGUCAAAGGACAGCUGCUCCCAAAUAACGCAGAGCAUCAUGGUUUGUGGGCAUCCAAACCCCACCUGUCUUCCUCAGACCUGUCAAUCCCCAGUCAGGACUGGAUCUCGCUAUUCCGCCGGGCCAGCUGUGUGCCCUGAUGUCCCAUGUCAUCUCCCUCAAGGCUCACAGUGGUUCAUUCUGUGUCCCCAGCACUCAGGGGAGAGCAAGGAACAGGAAACUAUUUCCUCCAGAAGAAUCUACGCUCUCCAGGUUUAAAAGAGCACACUAAAGGCAACGCCGGGCAGCAUGGUCUCCUGGACUGGACCCUGGGACAGAGGCAGGGCGUGGGUGAGGAAAGCGGCCUGUGUCUGACCAACUGUUCACUCUUUGGACAAACACGGAGGUCAACCCUGGAGGAGGCUGGAGGAGGCGUCUGCAGGACUCUGCAGUCUUCACAAC